Symbiodinium natans is the source of this 786-nucleotide messenger RNA. NCBI's taxonomy places the organism in Eukaryota, Dinophyceae, Suessiales, Symbiodiniaceae. The record is from the annotation of a GenBank genome assembly.
AUGAGAAGUGCUGGUUAUAUGCAGCCCACCAUCGGCUUAAUCAGCUGCAGCUCGGAGACCAUGGAUACCGCAGAUGCAUCGGUGACGGUCGUGCAGCUGCCCCCGGCCUUUGUCGGGGAGCAGGCUGUCUAUGGCCCACAUUAUCGGGGCGGCUUGGCACCCCCACCCGAGUGGUGGGCGAACUUUGCGCAUCCGCUGGCGCCGUGGCCACCUGCACCCCUCCAAUGUACCCCAGCCCCAGCCAUGCAGCAUCAGUGCUACUGGCCACACCCACCACCACCGCCACCGCAGCAAUUCACCCCGCAACCUCCAAUGCAGGGCCAGUUCUGCUGGCCACCGCCACCUCAACAAUUCUUCGUGAUGAACUGCUUCGCAGUCAGCCCAGGCUUGAGCUACCAGCCGGUCCCGUGGCAACCGCCAGUUCCACCACAGUUCCAAAUUCAAGUUCCCUGCUUUCAAGCACCACCAGCCCCAGCACCAGUGACUGCCUUCAUUAACGCCCCUCCACCUUCCGCACCAGUACCUGCCUUCAUGCACCCCCCGCCGCCUCCCGCAGCCGCCCCCAAGCUGCCUGGACCCAUUCUCGACUCCCCCGCCAUGGCGCCCCCAAAACCUCCACGCCCCUCCUGGGCCGACAUAUCUGAGGUACCAGUACCGGCAAGCCCCUGCCAUCCAGAACAGUCACAAGAGGAACCAUCGUCUUCCUCGGCUCCUCAGAGCCUCCCGCACUUGUUGGGCAACCGUCCCAAGGCAUCGAAGUCCAAAAAAGGACGCAAGCGCACGUAG